Molecule: messenger RNA, 828 nt
Organism: Porites evermanni
Lineage: Eukaryota; Metazoa; Cnidaria; Anthozoa; Scleractinia; Poritidae
Source: the annotation of a GenBank genome assembly
GCUUUUUUAUUUUCUAGAUUGAAUCUACCCGGUUAUUAUUGUUCAUCACGUGGGGAGGCGUUUUCUACGCUUCAGGUAUAAUGGAUAUGUUUCUUUGCAUUAAUCCCCGGUUUUCUCCUUAGGCCUUCAUAUAUAUAUCGAGCACCACGAGGAGCUCGAGGAGUUCGGAUUGAUAUACUCUAGAAUAAGAGCACAACAUCGUAAGAGUAGUACCCGGCGUCGUUUGCUAGUGAGAGAAUAGAGAACAAAGAAGUGAACGACUGAAAUGAACUCAUUUAUCCCUAUUGCAAACGGGAGCCAGAAAAAUAAGUUUCUUAUAUGUGCUUAUUGCAAAAAGUACGGUUAAAGCCGAAAAUCACGGUAUUGGGUUUGGCAGAAGUACCUGAAUUUUUAUCAUUGAGAUUCUUUAUAUAUAUUUUGCUAACAGAUAUUUACUUUUGACGUUAUAUUUACUGAGUUCAGGUUCCUUUUUUAAAUUGCACUUUUAUAGUUUACAAAGAUUGGAAAAUCGUCAUCUGGUGAAACCUGUGCUAGCUGAUGAAAAAACAACAACAAUGAAAGGUGCGUUAUCUCUUGAGAAGAAUUGGAUAGCCCCAGUUUUUACAACUGGGUUCGAGCAGGGGCAGUCCGAAGAAUAGCGAGCUGUUAGACUGUAAAUCACUUAACUUAGCUAACCAACACGAAAACCAAAAGCACAAAAUAACCAGUACUCAAAUUCUCCACUUCUACAGUCUACUGAUAAACGUUGCACUUUCUUCUGUUUUAGGACGUGUUUCUCAAGUUGGACAUCAGCACAAGUGCCUGCGUCUUACAAUACAACUAAAGUGA